AUGAGCACCACGCGGCCCGACGCCGUCCACGGCAGAAAGUACCGCAGCAAGAAAAACAGGCCGUGCGACCUGUGCCGCAAGAAGCGCAUGGCAUGUCUACGCGAGGAUAACAUGACACGAUGUCUGCCGUGCGAGCUACGCAAGCUCGACUGCACGUACGUGCUGGAGCCGGUCAAGAAGCGCAAGCGCAGCAACGAGACAGCGGACGAGGCACCUACAGCGGAGAAAAUCCGGCUCGACGUAUACACCACACGACCGCGCCACCUGACAGUUUCGAGCAACCAGCUGGACCAGAGGCCGCGGACGCGGAACUCGCUCGAGCUCCACAACGGCCAGACGAGUCUUUUUGUGGGCUUCAGCGGCGACCAGGAUCCAUGGCUUUUGAGCAAGCUAUACCGCGAUCAUGACGCGCCAGAGGAAUCUGACAUCAACUACGACCUCAAAAACCCCCUCAACACGAGUGUGCCGGUGAUAUUCUCGGUGUGUCCGACCGAGUAUCUUAACCCGCGGCCUGAUCGCUACCACGUCGAUACGAUCAAGCGGGUCUGUCUUCUUCCAGGACAUGCGCAGCAAGACGCUGUCGUCGACGCUGCUCGCAUCCAUGUUCAUCAUCUCGUCGUCGUACCUGGAGAAAGCCCAGCGGGAUGCCCUCAGCCAGGAGGACGCACAGACGUUCCAACUGUACGAUUUCGUGCUGAAAGCGCUGUCGCUGGAGCAGGGCGCUGCCACGCUGCAGACUAUCCAGGCGCUGCUGCUCAAGGUGAGCUCGCGGCCGCUGCUGAUCCGCAACGCCAACGCUCCCCGCCACUGGGUGCUGUCGGCAUCACUCGUAGCCAUGGCACAGGAGCUGGGCCUGAACCUCGAGCCGCGCGCAUGGGACAUCCCGCUGUGGGAGGUGCGCAUGCGGCGCCGGCUCUGGUGUACGUCCACGACAAGUGGGAGAGUUUUGGGCUGUCGCGGUCGUCGCACAUCGUCGACACGGAGUUCAGGGUUGACGAUCUGACGGAGACAGACUUUCUGGAGGAGCACGAGACGGAGCUCGCGCACGGGUCUGGGGUCCGCGUUUUCAUCGCCAUGGUGAGGCUCACCAAGGUGCUCGCUGACAUGCUGGGAUCAUUCUACUCGGUAUCGCAGUUCCUGAAGUGGAGCCGGUCGCCGGAGGAGAUGCUCGCGGCCGGCGUCGACCUGAUGAAUCGCGCCAACGUCGUCGAGACUAUAUAUCUGCCCACAGAAUGCCCCAGCGAGCUCAUUGGCUGUGUUGCCUCGUUUCAGCUCGCCAAGACGGCGGUGACUCUGUCCUGCUGCCGUGCGGUGCUGUACAACAACGGCGACGCCGGCAGGGUGGCCGUACACGAACGCGCCCUCCAGUACGCGGCAAGCUUUAAUGGGUACUUGGAAUCCAUAGUAAAGGAGAACCUGGACGUGUACUGGUGGAGCUACUCGCGGGUGAACUUUUCGAUCGUUGGGACGUGCAUCAUGGCGCUCUACGUGAUGGCGAUCGGAAAAGCCGAGGAGACGGGCUGGCGUGCCGAGGUCGAGCGGUACACACGCAAUCUGCAGACGAUCUCGAAACUCUCGCCGGUGGCUCAUCUCGCGCUUCUUCGUUUCAGCGGUCUAGUGAAGAAAACGCGAAACUACGAGCAGGGCAUUCGAAAUUCGUCCGAGGCCGGCGGCUCGGACCAGCUGUCGCCUGGCGACGGCCCGCUCCGCUACGAUCUCGACUGGCGUGGCGGCUCUUUCCCAGCCUCCUUCUUCAACGACGACGAUAUUUUCCUCGAGUGGCUGGCAUCAGGACCAAAAGAAUAA
This is a messenger RNA of Ogataea haglerorum, 1806 nucleotides long. RefSeq lists its product as uncharacterized. The record is from RefSeq and is a predicted model, not a curated record. The transcript is spliced from 2 exons. Gene Ontology annotation, molecular function: DNA-binding transcription factor activity, RNA polymerase II-specific; zinc ion binding. Lineage: Eukaryota; Fungi; Ascomycota; Pichiomycetes; Pichiales; Pichiaceae. Gene Ontology annotation, cellular component: nucleus. The coding region runs from base 1 to 1806 and encodes 601 amino acids.